Molecule: messenger RNA, 1065 nt
Organism: Suillus subalutaceus
Lineage: Eukaryota; Fungi; Basidiomycota; Agaricomycetes; Boletales; Suillaceae
Exons: 7
Coding region: 1-1065 (354 amino acids)
Biological process (GO): DNA recombination; DNA integration
Molecular function (GO): DNA binding
Source: RefSeq, a predicted model, not a curated record
AUGGCAACUAUCAUCGACGCUGUCCAGAGCUUUCUGGGUCUGCAUGGCCUGCUCAUGCCUGCUACUGUCAGCAGUCCUGAAAUGGACGACAUCACCGAGGACUUCACUGCGGAACAAGAGACUAUGCUCGCUGAACCACGCAAGAGCAACACGAACAUCACGUCCACUACUUCAGAGUCGUGUCACGCAGUUGGCACCAGCUCGAUCGAUACGACAUUGCAGUCCACGCUGAUGGAGGCCUCAAAGGGUGUCACGGAGGGCACCAAUGCCAAAUAUAAGAGGUGUGACUCAAUCAACCUCGACGGCACACCCAAGCCAUCUCAUGUCGAGCGGGGCACCUAUGGGCAUGCACAGAAGAUGCGGGCGUCCAUGACAUACGCAUUUGGGAGGCUUAGUGGUCUAGGCAAUCCGACAUGGCACGAGUUGGAUAUUGGAGGUGGGCUGAUGGUUGGAAACCCUUCCAUUUCCAUUGAGGUAUCAUCCUACAUGUGCUCGCUCCGCAGGCGCAAGGUGCAAGCGGGCGAGGUUGCAAACAGUGCCCGGGCUAUUACCCUCGGAAAUAUUGCUAAAACUGUAUCAUUACAACCACCUCCCCAAAAUUGGACCAUUCGUGCCUACCAGCCUGGCGAGCGCGUGCGUGGUGGCUCUGGUACACGAUCUUCACGUGCACGAUACCCAGAUAGUGCUACACCUUCCCUUCUGCAAACUCAUCAAAAUGGCGACAUCAAACCGUUUCACCUCUGGCCCUUUUCAUCGUCCGAGGCACACCUCUGCCCAGUGAGAGCACUUGCUGCCUGGCUGAAGGAGUCGAAAGUCACGUCGGGCUACCUCUUUCGAAAGAUUGCUUCAGGUGACCGAAUCUCAGAGGCCAAUAGUCCCAUGUCCUCUGAGCAGUUCCUGGAGCUUUUUCGGAACAACCUCCUCGAUGUUGACAUCGACCCUACUCCAUAUGGCACACAUUCGUUCCGGAGGGGGGGGGUGCCAGUUCCUGCAUGUCGAGAAGCAGUUGGUCACUGCGGAGAAUCUGCGAGUGGGGAGGGUGGAGUGUGGAAUUUACGAACAUGA